This is a messenger RNA of Papaver somniferum (opium poppy), 2849 nucleotides long. RefSeq names its product putative pentatricopeptide repeat-containing protein At1g64310. Lineage: Eukaryota; Viridiplantae; Streptophyta; Magnoliopsida; Ranunculales; Papaveraceae. The record is from RefSeq and is a predicted model, not a curated record. Bases 239 to 1888 code for a protein of 549 amino acids. The transcript has 3 exons. Gene Ontology annotation, biological process: RNA modification. Gene Ontology annotation, molecular function: protein binding; RNA binding.
CUCGUUUGAUUCGCUAGAUUUCCUGAAGUUGGAAAUCUAUCCUGGAGAAAAAAGUAGAAGUGUAGAUAAAUUCAAAAGAUGCAACUGUAAGUGGUUUCGGUGAGGGUGCUGGUGUGGCUGAUGUGAGUCGUCAAACAAACAAGGAAGCCCUUUGUAUUGGGACUUCGGAUAAGCCAGAUGAUUGGAUCAAAGAUGAACUCUAGUAAUGCACUUCUAGGAUUCAACUCAUAAGAGAAAAAUGGGUUUCCAAUUAUCAUCUCUCCUCCACGAACUCACACAACCUCGUCAAACUCUUUCCGUAUCGAAACAGUUACAUGCCUUGAUCGUCAGACUAAAUCUUUCGUCUGAUCCAUUUUUUGCAACAAAAAUAACCCGAUUAUAUUCCAUUAAUCAUGAUCUUCAUUCCGCCCGUAAGCUGUUCGAUGAAACUCCUGACAGAAGUGUUUAUCUCUGGAAUUCCAUGAUCAGAGCUUACGCUCAACAACACAAAUUCAAGGAUGCUUUCUAUCUCUUCACACAUAUGCGCUGCUCAGGUACACCACCCGAUAAUUACACUUAUGCGUGCAUCAUACGUGCGUGUACUGAGAGAACGGAUUCUUUCGGAUUGAGAAUUGCUCAUGGUGGAGUUAUUGUGUCAGGUUUAGAGUUUGAUUCGGUCACGAGUAGUGCACUGGUUAGUGGUUAUUCGAAACUAGGACUCGUUGAUAUAGCUCACACGGUAUUCGAUGGAAUAUGCCAGCCGGAUUUAGUUCUUUGGAAUUCCAUGAUUGCAGGUUAUGGGUAUGGGAGGCCUUGGUGUGAAAGCUUAAAAUUGUUUAGUAAGAUGAGGAAAAUGGGAAAAGACCCAGAUGGGUAUACUUUUGUUGGAUUAAUUUCGGGUGUUAAUGAUCCACGAUUAUUAGGAGUCUGUCAGGGAAUUCAUUGUUUAUGUUUGAAAAAUGGGUUGGAUUCAAAUUCUCAUGUAGCAUCUUCGAUUGUGAGUAUGUAUUCCAGGUGCAACUGCUUGGAUUCAGCUUAUAAAACCUUUAGCGGCUUACCGGAUCCUGAUAUAGUUCAAUGGUCAUCUUUGAUUACUGGACUUUCUCAAACCGGUAACUCGGAAGAAGCAUUGUUUUUAUUCAGAGAAAUGAUUCUGGAAGGUGAAAGAGCCGAUCCUACUUUAAUUGCUAGUGUGUUGGGAGAUUGCUCUAAGUUGGCGAUGGUUGAACCUGGUAGACAAAUCCAUAGUUUUGUUUUUCGCCAUGGGUUUGAAUCCGAUGUUAAAGUUGCAUCUUCACUCAUUGAUAUGUACACAAAAUGUGGGGCUCCCAAGUUGAGUGUUAGAGUUUUUGAGAUAAUGCACGACAGGAACGUUGUCACAUAUAACUCUAUAAUUUCAGGUCUUGGUUCAAAUGGACUAAUUUCAGAAGCUUUUUUAGUGUUUCAAGAGAUGGUGGAAAAAGGAUUCAAACCUGAUGUUUCAACCUUUUCAGCUCUUCUUAGUAAUUGCAGUCAUGGGGGAUUGGUUAGGGAUGGCAGGGAGAUUUUUCGAAGAAUGGAAGAAGAUUUCGGUGUCACACCUAGAAUUGAACACUAUGUAUAUAUGGUGAAGCUCUUAGGGUUGGCUGGAGAACUGCAAGAGGCUUAUGAUUUGAUUAAGAAAAUGAAAGUGCCAUCUGAUUCAGGAGUUCUGGGUGCUUUAUUAUCGUGUUGUGUAGUCCAUGGGAAUUCAGAAUUUGGCAGAAUUAUAGCUGAUAUGCUUUCAGAAAUUGAUCCCAACAAAACUGCAUAUAGAGUUAUGCUUUCUAACAUAUAUGCUGCAAAUGAGAAAUGGGAUGAAGUGAAGAAAGUGAGGGAUGAAAUUUCUGUUUCUGGUUUGAGAAAAACACCAGGAAUUAGCUGUAUUUGAGUUUUGAGAUAAUCUUCAGUUCAGCAAACACAUUAUGGACCAAGAUGCAAUUGUUUGCAACUAGUGUUCAUCGAUUCAACAAAGAAGUCAAUUCCAGCUGCUUAAACCAUAGGAUAGGAGCUCAGUGUCAAUUUGCUCAGACCAUUGUUGUUGUUGUUGCUGUGGGCGUAAGGGAGGUUCCUCUAUCGAGUUUCAGACCGAGCAAAGCAGAAAGUCAAGCAGAGGAAGUAGUGCCUGCAACUAUGGGACCCUCGUUCUUACACCUCACACAAACUGCAUCUUUAAAGUCUCUCUCAGCUAUGAAUUACAACUCCCAAGGUUCCUUUCCUCAUCUCCCAUUGCUGAACUGCAUAAAUUUUGCACUGUGGGUGGUCAUGCCUGGUGUGCCUGGUCCUAUCCAGCGUCAAGAUCUUGAUAAGGUUGCCAAGACGUAUGGCAAGACCAACCAUUUUUGGCAGGUUGACAAAGGUGAUGCAUUUCCUCUUGGGCUGCCUCAAAUCAUGAUGGCCCUCACUAGAGACGGUCAGCUCCAAGACAAUCUUGCUAAAGAUGUGGAGAAACGGUUCAAUGUAUCAUUUGAUGCUGAAAGAGAGAACAGAGCCUACAUGAAGGGAUCUGAGCAUGGAAUACAUCAUCUGGCGAAUGGUGGAGGGAAAGGGAUUAAGACUGUGUUGAGGGAGACUGAUUGCAAGCCUGUGGAAUCUGUGCCCAGGGUUUUCGUCUGAAGUGUCUACUUAAGUUUUUCUCCUGCUGCUGUUGCUCAUAAAUAUGUAGUAGCUGUAGAGUUGUUAUUUCGUCUUGCAGACUAGGUAAAUAGUUUUUGUUUGUACCCAUUCUGUAAACAGUGUGACUAGGAACAGGUCUAUUUACAACUAGAUACGCAUUAUAUCUUACACUGAUUGCUCAAAUAUUUAACAACAUUUUUCAUUACAUAGCCUUGACAUAACCACAUUUUAUUGUC